Momordica charantia (bitter melon) is the source of this 1701-nucleotide messenger RNA. RefSeq names its product Clathrin adaptor complexes medium subunit family protein (gene ZIP4). NCBI's taxonomy places the organism in Eukaryota, Viridiplantae, Streptophyta, Magnoliopsida, Cucurbitales, Cucurbitaceae. Gene Ontology annotation, cellular component: clathrin adaptor complex. Gene Ontology annotation, biological process: vesicle-mediated transport; intracellular protein transport. The record is from RefSeq and is a predicted model, not a curated record.
AAAAUGUUCUUUUUUUUUUCUUCGAAGAAAAACACAACUCCUUCCUCUGCUCCGUAGUUCAUCAGUCAAUCUCAAUCAUCAUUCGAUUGUUGGCAGAUUCUGCGCUAAAACCUCAUUUCCCAUCUUCAUACUCCGAGUGAGAGAUGUUGCAAUGCAUAUUUCUGCUAUCCGAUUCAGGAGAGAUUAUAUUGGAGAAACAGCUCACUGGGCAUCGUGUCGACCGAUCUAUAUGUGCCUGGUUCUGGGAGCAAUCCCUAUCUCAAGGUGAUUCCUUCAAGCUGCAGCCAGUAAUUGCUUCUCCAACACAUUAUCUUUUCCAAAUUGUUCGCGAGGGGAUCACUUUCUUGGCCUGCACCCAAGUUGAAAUGCCACCUCUAAUGGGAAUUGAGUUUCUCUGCAGAGUGGCUGAUGUUCUCACAGAUUAUCUUGGGGAGUUAAAUGAAGAUUUGAUCAAGGAUAACUUUGUCAUUGCAUAUGAGCUUCUGGAUGAGAUGAUAGACAAUGGCUUCCCCCUCACUACAGAACCUAACAUCCUGAGAGAAAUCAUAGCUCCACCGAAUCUUGUCAGUAAAGUAUUGAGUGUUGUGACUGGUAACAGUUCUAAUGUGAGCGACACCCUUCCGGGUGCAAUUGCAUCUCAUGUUCCAUGGAGAACAACAGAUCCAAAAUAUGCUAAAAAUGAAGUUAACGUUGAUCUUGUGGAAGAGAUGGAUGCAAUUCUAAACAGGGAUGGCCACUUGGUCAAGUGUGAAAUUUAUGGUGAGGUCCAAGUAAAUUCUCAUCUAUCAGGUCUCCCUGAUUUGACUCUUUCAUUUACAAACCCUUCUAUCCUUGAUGAUGUGAGAUUCCACCCAUGUGUUCGGUUUCGCCCAUGGGAGUCCCAUCAGAUCCUGUCAUUCGUGCCUCCUGAUGGACAGUUUAAGCUCAUGAGUUACAGGGUUAGAAAGUUGAAGAAUACUCCUAUAUAUGUAAAGCCUCAGUUUACCUCAGAUGCAGGAACAUGUCGCAUCAGUGUGUUAGUAGGAACUCGAAAUGAUCCUGGAAAGCCAAUCGACUCAAUAGACGUGCAGUUUCAAUUGCCCUCAUGCGUUUUAUCUGCUGACCUAACUUCAAAUUAUGGAACAGUGAACAUCCUAUCUAAUAAGAUCUGCUCUUGGACAAUUGGAAAGAUGCCAAAAGAUAAAACCCCAUCAAUGUCUGGAACAUUAACACUUGAGACAGGGUUACAACAGCUUCAUGUAUUUCCAACAUUUCAAGUGCGUUUUAAGAUUAUGGGCAUCGUCCUCUCUGGCCUGCAAGUAGAUAAACUUGAUGUGAAGAACCUACCAAACCAUCCUUACAAAGGCUUUCGAGCUCUCACACGAGCAGGGAAGUUCGAAGUCCGGUCAUAAGCUAUUGUGAUGAAUUUUCUGUUAAAACUUGUGAACCGAAGCAUGAUCUGAUGAACGAUGAAAGAAGUGUAGCAGACCAGAAAAACCUCCCCUGUUGUAAAGUUUGUCUAAAUGAUGCAUUUUGGUAGCUCAGAAGUGAUUCCUGUUUCAGUGAAAUUGAUAGUGUCGAUCUUUGGUUCCCUUUUCUUAUCAAGGAAUGAAGAAAUGUUAAAUUAGUGAGACAGGGAUUCGACAAUAUCAAAUUGUACAAUUCAAUAGCAAUUUGAUUUGGUGAUACGAAGUACAAUGUUUCAGCUAUUACAUCUGAAAA